Messenger RNA from Macadamia integrifolia, 3318 nucleotides. RefSeq lists its product as uncharacterized. The record is from RefSeq and is a predicted model, not a curated record. NCBI's taxonomy places the organism in Eukaryota, Viridiplantae, Streptophyta, Magnoliopsida, Proteales, Proteaceae. Bases 1 to 3318 code for a protein of 1105 amino acids. The transcript has 3 exons. Gene Ontology annotation, molecular function: nucleic acid binding; RNA-DNA hybrid ribonuclease activity.
AUGGUGAUUCAGGAGCGGCUGUUAGUUCAAAAGCUUCAGGUUUUAUUGUAUGCCAGAGAAUCGGAGAUCCGCCAACGGGCUCGUAUUAAAUUCUUACAUGAAGGAGAUGGAAAUUCAGAAUUUUUUCACCAAUCAUUGAAGACUAGGCGUGCUCACAACUCGAUCUCCACUAUUCAAUCCUCUUCUGGGGUUAUGUUGACUAAUGAUGAGGAGAUUAGGGAUGAGGCAGUGUCUUAUUUUUCCACAGCCUUCAUGAAUACCCCUCAGGUUGUUUGUGGUGACUUCGAUAUUCCCAUUGACAGAUCUCUAUCUUGGCAUGAGAAGGACUUACUUUCUCAAGCUUUUUCUAUGGAUGAUAUCAAGAAGGUCAUCUUCGCAGCAGAGAACGAUAGUGCCCCAGGUACGGAUGGUUUUGGUGCAUGUUUCUAUAAGGCUACUUGGGAUAUUACAGGGCAUGAUGUUAGCAAUGCAAUUCUGGAUUUUUUCAAUAACCCAUGGCUUCCUGAUCAAGUCAAGCUUUCCCGAUUGACGCUAAUCCCUAAGGGUGACCAUCAGAAUACAUUCUCUGACUACAGACCAAUAGCGGUUAGUUCCUUUAUUUAUCAGUUCAUUGCUAAAUUACUAGCCAACCGCCUAAAGCUCGUAUUACACAAACUGGUGGGGAUCAAUCAAUCAGCUUUCACUGAGGGUCGGCAGAUCUACGACAACAUUCUUCUUUGCCAGGACUUGCUUCAUGAUUAUCAUCUCAAUAAAGGGAUGCCUCGCUUUGCAGCCAAGUUAGAUCUGCGUAAGGUGUAUGACUCUGUCCAAUGGAGUUUUCUUUUCACUCUUUUGAAUCGCUUAAAUUUCCCUUCUCAAUUUAUCAAUUGGGUGGUUCCUUGCAUUACUAAUCCUAGCUAUGUCAUUUUUUUAAAUGGAGCGCAAUCGCACCCCUUCUAUGCCAACAGAGGAUUGCGACAGGGCUGCCCUAUGUCCCCCUUUUUGUUCAAUAUUGUUCUUCAGGUCUUCUCCGACUCGUUAUCGGCAGCUGCCAAGUCGGGGGUUUUUCGGUAUCAUCAGCUUUGUGAAAAGCCUGAGAUCUCUUCAAUCUGUUUUGUUGAUGACCUAUUUGUCUUUGGGAAGGGUGAUGACGUUUCUGCCGGCCAGUUGGACACACUUCUUUCCAGAUUUUCAGCCAUCUCGGGUCUCGCCAUCAAUAAAGGCAAAUCCGCCAUCUAUUUUGCAAACUGUUCUACUGCUCUCCAGAAUCAACUUAGCCAGAUUAUUGGUAUUUUACCUGGUCAGUUACCAAUCCGGUAUUUGGGAGUUCCUCUCCACUCUCGAUCUCUUAGGUCUCAUGAGUUUAAUGAGUUGAUCUCUAAGGUUGAGGCGAGACUUUCUUCCUGGAAGGCCAAAGCUUUGUCAUACGCAGGGCGCCUCACUCUCAUUCAAUCUGUGAUUACGGGUAUGAUUGCUUACUGGUUAAAUGUCUUUAAGCUCCCCAAGGGCACUCUCGAUCAACUAGAGCGCAUUAUGGCUCGCUUUCUUUGGUGGGGACAUGCUACCACUGGCUCUUACAAGGUGGCAUGGAGUGUGGUUUGUACUCCUAAGGAAGAAGGUGGGUUGGGGUUGCGGCGUCUUUGUGACUGGAACUCCGCUGCUUUAAUGAGGCAUGUAUGGAACAUUGCGUCUAAUAUGUCAUCCAGUUGGUCGCGCUUUGUCCGAUGUCGAUGGUUACGUCGCCACUCGAUAUGGUCUCUUCCUCGUCCUACUGUAUGCUCUCAAACCUUUAAUGCAAUUUUGUCGACUCGAGAUAUUGCUGUGACCUGUUGUAAAAGUCUAAUUCACACUGGUCACAAUACAUUAUUAUGGUAUGACCCUUGGUUGCCAAAUGGUCCAUUAUGUUCGGAUGGGUCUCUUAUCGUGGAAGCAUUGGGUCGUAACCCCUAUGAGACGGUUUCGGCACUCCUCUCCGAGAAUGGUGUAUGGGAUGAGGGUCACCAGGAUCCCAUUAUCUUAAAUAGAUGGACAGAGAUUGCAAAUACUCGUUCUCACUCUCGGCUUUCCAUGGAUCAGACGGUUUGGACUCAUUCCUCCUCUGGGCUAUUCUCUAUCAGUUCGGCAUGGAAUGUUGUUCGGCGUCCCGGUGCUAUGGUGAAUUGGCAUCAUCUGAUAUGGUUUCGCUACUCUCAUCCGCGUUUUGCCUUCAUUGCUUGGCUUGCGAGAUAUACUUUGCCUUCAUGGUCUGAAGAAGUUUCUUGGCUCUGUCAGAAUGUUAAGGGGGACUCUGUAGUUUCCUCUGUUCAGAGUUUCUGCUUCUCGGCAGUGGUCUAUCGAAUCUGGUGCGAGCGCAAUAACCGUAUCUUCAAAUCGGAGUCUACCAAUGUGGACGAGCUUUUUCAUCGAAUUGUUAGCGAUACCAGAGGUCGUUUCUGUCAUCUACAAAUCAGAACUGCGAUUUCCUCAUCCAUUAAGGAGUUUUUUCACCGAUGGAAAAUGAAACCGGAGUUUCUUUCUCACCCGCUUCAGUUUUUCUCUUGGCCUCGGCCCCCUGCGGCGUGGCUUGUUUUAAAUUGUGAUGGCUCAAUUAGAAAAGGGCUCGGCGGGUACGGCGUUGUUGCUCGAGAUGCAAGGGGUUGCCCCGUUUUUGCUCUGGCGGGUGCCGUAGUUCAUGAUAACAUUCUAUGUGUUGAGCUGAUCGCCAUUCGUCAAGGUCUCAAGAGAGCCAGGGACCGUCGAUGUACCCACCUUCAGGUUCGUUCAGACUCUCUGGCUACUGUUCAAAUGAUUACUGGGAAGUUUCGCCCUCCAUGGUUCGCUCUAGCACUUCUUGAUGAUAUCUUUGAGCUUUAUGCAAAUUUUCAGCACUGUGUUUUUUCGCAUCACGUUCGUGAGAUCAAUAGGUGUGCUGAUUUUUUGGCUUCUUUUGUUCAAUCUCCUCAUGAGACUAUGUUGGAUCUCUCAAACCUUUCUGAUGAUCUGAUCGUCCUUUUAAGUGAUGAUGCAUGCGGGAAGGCUAAUCUUGAAUAUGCUUGUGGCCAAGGGAUCGACUGUAGCCCAAUCCAAUCGGGUGGUGCCUGUUAUGAACCAAUCACUGUAGCUUCACAUGCAGCUUAUGCCAUGAAUCGCAUAUACCAAAUUGCUGGCCGGAAUCCCAGGAACUGUGAUUUUUCACAAACUGCAGCAGUCACAUCUACCAACCCAAGUGGAGGGAUUGCAGCGACAAGCAGAGACGAAGAGAGAGGAGAGAUUUGCAGCGAUGAACGGAGCCGAAGACAGAGGAGGAAGAAAGAAGAGGGAGAAGGGAGGAGGGCUUCGCAUCAGUUUCGAAGACGCUGA